This is a messenger RNA of Sycon ciliatum, 1409 nucleotides long. RefSeq names its product UPF0746 protein DDB_G0281095-like. Lineage: Eukaryota; Metazoa; Porifera; Calcarea; Leucosolenida; Sycettidae. The transcript has 2 exons. The record is from RefSeq and is a predicted model, not a curated record. The coding region runs from base 279 to 1229 and encodes 316 amino acids.
AAGGAGAACCUGAGACCUUCAAUGAAGUGUUGGAUCUUGUUGGUUGCUGUUAUUUUACUUCUCCUCACGCAGCAGUGACCAGAGCAGAUAGCGUGACCAGUGCAUUGCACACAUGCUUUUACAGUCCGUAUCUCUGCAUGAGAGUUCUAGUCCUAGACAGUGACAACCGCCACGUGUAGAAUCAAGACUGCACGUUCUAACCGUGCCACUGACCUUGUCAUUAUCCGUACGCCAGUUCCGGUAUACAUUAUUUUUCACUGUUGACUGCAACAAUCAAAAUGUCGCAACCGCCCUCAAAGAAGGUGUCGACAUCGCCCACAAAGUGGAGGCCAUAUGGUCCGCACCGAAGGCAAGAGCUGCAACGGCAAGAACAACAACUACGACAGCAGCAGCAGCAUCUACAACAGCAGGAGCAGCAGCAGCUGCAGCAGCUGCAGCAGGAGCAGGAGGAGCAGCAGCAGCAGCUGCGGCAGCAGCAUUAUCAGCAGGAGCUACAGCUGCAGCAGCAGCAGCAGGAGGAGAAGCAGCAGCUGCUGGAGCUGCUGGAGCAGCAGAUGCAGCAGCUGCGGGAACAGCAUCAGCAAUCGCCACAGCAGCAGCUGCUGCAGCUGCUGCAGCAGCAGCAGCAACCGCUACAUCAGCACCUGCAGCACCAGCAGCUGCUGCAGCAACUACAACAGCAGGAUCAGCAGGGGCAGCAGCAGCUGGGGCAGCUGGGGCAGCAGCAGCAUGAGCAGCAGCUUCAGCUGCAGCAGCAGCAGCUGCAGGAGCAGCAGGAGCAGCAGCAGCUGCAGCUGGAGGAGCAGCUGCAGCUGCAGCAGCAGCAGCAGCAACCGCAGCAGCAGCCGCCACAGCAGGAGCAGAGGAACAGGAGACUUUGGCAAAUACCGAUGUGGAUUUGCUCAGGAUGCCAGACCAAAAACAUCGAGGUCCAAGGGGAGUCGGUGUGCAGAAAUUGUGAAGAGUGUAGGUAUGCUUCACCUUUGUCUACGCAUGCGUCUACGUCUACACCCGCAUUACCAACGGUAGCAUCUACACAAACAAGCGAAGGAAUGAAUACCCUGCCGUCGUUGGAAAGUAUGGUCAGCACUUUCCAGUCGAAUCUGGCCACUUUGAACGAGAGCAGCAACGUCGUUGAAGUUGACUGGCCGUGCUUGAUAUGCAUGAAUAUGAAUCGUGCCACCCUUCCGCAGUGUUACGUGUGCUACGCCCCCCGGCGGCGGUCUUGAUUUGGACGUGCAUGGUACUAUACUCUUUAGGAUUCAACGGUUCUCUUGUUCUAUGUAAAAAGAAAUAGAGACAUAUUUUCUUAAGGCGCCUUUUAGUGUUCGCCUCGUUUCCUAAGCUAUCUUGGCAGAGCAUCGGGAAUUUAUGCUGUUUGCAAAUCUCAUGUCCAGCCUGCAAAGUAU